ACGGAAGUGAUUUUCUGCUCUUCUCAAACAUCACAUUACAGCAAGCUAGCGAUCUAUUUAGCUAACAUUAUCACAGUUUAUCCUUCCAUUUCGUUGCUAAAGUUAGGUUUUAUCUCCAAUUAAGAAUGUCAGAAAGAAAAGUUUUAAACAAAUACUACCCGCCAGAUUUCGACCCGGCAAAAAUACCCAAACUCAAACUUCCUAAAGACAGGCAAUAUGUGGUCCGGCUGAUGGCUCCCUUCAACAUGAGGUGUAAGACUUGUGGGGAGUACAUUUACAAGGGGAAGAAGUUCAACGCCCGUAAGGAGACUGUGAUGAAUGAGCUCUACAUGGGACUGCCCAUCUUCCGCUUCUACAUCAAGUGUACACGAUGCCUGGCCGAGAUCACCUUUAAGACUGAUCCGGAGAACACAGACUAUGCCAUGGAACACGGUGCCACAAGGAACUUCCAGGCGGAGAAACUUCUAGAGGAGGAAGAGAAGAAGAUAACUAAGGACAGAGAGGAGGAAGAGUUGAACAACCCUAUGAAGGUGUUGGAGAACCGUACGCGGGACUCUAAGAUGGAGAUGGAGGUUUUGGAGAAUCUUCAGGAGCUCAAGGAGUUGAACCAGAGACAGGCUUCGGUGGACUUCGAAGGAAUGCUGGGAACAUACAAAGAGCUGGAGCAGAGGGAGAAAGAGAGGGAGAAGGAGGACGACGAGAGGGAGACACAGGAGAUGCUAGAGAGAGCUCUAGUGAAGAGGUUAAGAGACUCCGACUCUGACUCAGACCAGGAGAGCGAGAGCAGCAGCAGACCAAAGAAACCCAGCACAGACAGACCUACUGACAUCCUCACCACAGACAGACUCGCUGACACACAGGGCCUGUCAGUGAGAGGGGUGAAGAAGGCCAAAGUGGAGAGCUGGGAAAGAAGUGUGGGGGGGCUGGGAGGUGGAGGGGCACUGGGAACACUGGUGGUGAGAAAGAAACCAGCGACCUCUGUCCCUAUACCUGAUACCACAGUAACUCCUGCAGGCUCUAACACACAGACAGUUUCAAAGGCAGCUGCUAUCGUACCGACGGAGGCUACUAAGCCAAUCACAGCACAGAAUGGGUCGUCGUCGCUCAGCCUCCUGGGGGCGUAUUCCGACAGCGAUGACAGCAACAAUAGUGAAUGAGAGAAAGGCUGGCGACGCUUUGGCUAAUCAAAAUGCUCAGUCUGUCUGAAAUUCGUGAUAUGGAAAUGUGUUGAUAUGUUGGGCAAUUCACCUGUUCCACACAACCCAGAACGGUUUUGGAUUUUCAAGAUCACAACACAAGGAUGGUUAUUAGGUGUAAGAAAGGGGUAAGCAAUUUGAAUGCCUGUAAUGAUUUAAAACUGCUGUAGUUGUUUCAGAGUAAAUAGGAGAGUUAGCGGGCUGAAUUUUAUCAUCCUGCUUUGUGACCCUUACCCCCAAUGUAAUUAGUUUUCACCUGUGAUUUUAGAAAAUAUAUUUUGAAAUGUCCAUCUACCAACUACCCUCCUCCAACUCUGUCAUGUUUUGACUUUCCAUUAAAUACUUAUUUUACUCAAA
This is a messenger RNA of Salmo salar (Atlantic salmon), 1553 nucleotides long. Its product is annotated as splicing factor YJU2. Lineage: Eukaryota; Metazoa; Chordata; Actinopteri; Salmoniformes; Salmonidae. The record is from RefSeq and is a predicted model, not a curated record. Gene Ontology annotation, biological process: mRNA splicing, via spliceosome. Gene Ontology annotation, cellular component: U2-type catalytic step 1 spliceosome.